AAUUCAGAGAAACAUGAGCACCAAUUACGGAGGUUUUAAAGGAAUAGCUACUGAUAGUUGGAAGAAACGGGAUGAAAAGAAGAUGCAUACAUGCCCAAUCUGUAGAAUAGAAAUUCCCAAUCAUCCUGCGAGCAUUAGUAUUCAUGAAAAAUAGCGAGGCUCAUAUCCAAAUGAGGAACGAAAUUCUAGAUAAUGGAGGAAAGAGACCGAAAUAACUCCCAGAUCGAGGCUUAUCAGAAAAUGCAGAAUUAUGAUGAUGAGCUUUAUAAGAUAGAACAAGCAGCUGCUGAAUCUUUCCUAUCUAAUGACAACAAGUUUGGAGGAAGCAAAAUUGGGGACCAACUUCGGUCAUUUGUUGGAACCAGGAACACUGUUGACAAUCUCGGUUAUAACAAACCACAGGAUGAUGACAACAACUUUUCUGUGGCUCAGUUACAAAAUGAGCCUGUAUGGUCAUCCCAUAUGGAUGCUAAGACUGGCAAAAUGUAUUACUUCAACAGGAAAACUAAUAAGAGUGAGUUCAAAAAGCCAAAGGAUUUUGAUGGUGUUGACAUCAAGAAAAGCACUGAUAAUGAAUAUACCAGAACUUUUCAGACCUUCGAGGCUACUCCACUAGAUGAAGAACCCAGAGCAGGACCUGUUGGCGUAGGCAAAGCUGGACAGUGGGAAGAAGUAUCACCUGAGGACAAUUUCUUCACUCAGAAUGCGGUAAAGGAAGAAGAUAAGGAAGAAAAACCUUCAAAUAAAAUCCCAGAAGGAGAGAUUUGUGGGGUACUUUCCCUUGAUCCAUCUAAAUAUCCAGAUGGGAAAACAGGUAAAAAGAGAGAUGAAAAAGCAGAAGCCAAAUCAAAGGAAGACGAUACAAUGAUUAAUGAGAAAGACAAGUUGACCCUCUUAAGAUCUAAGGUUGAGAGAGGGAGGAUUGAUGAACAGUAUAGGCAAGCAUCUUAUAAAGGAAGAGGAGAGCUCACUAAAGCUCUCGGUAGGGUUUCCACUAAGUUCAAGAAGAGGAAGAAAAAGAAUAAGAAGAAACAAGCCCUAGAUGAUAAGGAAUAG
Moneuplotes crassus is the source of this 1056-nucleotide messenger RNA. The record is from the annotation of a GenBank genome assembly. Lineage: Eukaryota; Ciliophora; Spirotrichea; Euplotida; Euplotidae.